Molecule: messenger RNA, 1688 nt
Organism: Ipomoea triloba (trilobed morning glory)
Lineage: Eukaryota; Viridiplantae; Streptophyta; Magnoliopsida; Solanales; Convolvulaceae
Product: cytochrome P450 CYP82D47-like
Exons: 3
Coding region: 3-1574 (523 amino acids)
Biological process (GO): defense response to other organism
Molecular function (GO): monooxygenase activity; iron ion binding; oxidoreductase activity, acting on paired donors, with incorporation or reduction of molecular oxygen
Source: RefSeq, a predicted model, not a curated record
CCAUGGACUUCCUUUCUCCACUCUCCAAUAAUAUUACAACAUCAACAUCUACUAUAGCCUGCACUUUUGUCGUCGUCCUCUUCUUUCUAUGCAAGUCGUUACUAUCAAACCACAAACAUAACGAAAAACUGGCACCAGAGCCCGCAGGUGCCUGGCCCAUAAUCGGCCAUCUCCACCUCCUCGCCGGCGGCCAGAAGCCUCCUCACUUGAUCUUGGCCUCCUUAGCGGACAAGUACGGCCCUAUAUUCCGACUGAGACUGGGCGCGCAACAAGUGGUGGUGGUGAGCGACGCGAAAACCGCCCAAGAAUGCUUCACAGUGAAAGACAAGAAGCUAGCCACUCGGCCCAAAGCUCUAGCCUCCGAGAUCAUGGCCUACAACUACACCAUGCUCGGGCUCGCACCUUACGGGGCUUACUGGCGCGAGAUGCGAAAGAUCGUCGUGCUCGAGCUGCUGUCGAACCGCAGAACCGAGCUGCUAAGACCGCUGAGAAGGUCCCACAUCGGAAGAUCCAUGAAGCGUACCUUCGACCACUGGUCGGACAACAAGGAUGCGGUGACGGUGGAGAUGAGGCAGUGGUUCGGCAGCCUAGUGAUGGACAUGUCGGUUUCCAUGUUGUUCGGAGAGGACGAGGUUGGGGAUGAGGGCAAGUUUCAGAGGGCUAGCCGGAGAUUGUUUGAGCUGUUUGGGGAGCCGGUGGUGGGGGAUUUUAUCCCGUGGCUGAGAUGGUUGGACAUAGGGGGACACGAGAAGGCCAUGAGGCAGACCGCCAUGGAAAUUGACAGCUUUGCUGAGAGGUGGAUAGAGGAGCACAAAAGAAAAAGGAAGGAUAAAUGUAAGGAAGAAGAAGAUUUCAUGGACACCAUGUUAUCACUAUUUGAGACUGCAUCAUCUCAUCAAAGUCUUCCUGCUGGAUAUGAUACUGAUCAGAUUAUCAAAUCCACUUGCUUGGCCAUGUUGCUAGCAGCAACUGACACAACUAGUGUAACAUUGACAUGGGCUCUUUCUUUAGUACUAAAUAAUUACAAGGUAUUGGAGAGGAUUCAAGAUGAAUUAAACACCCAUGUUGGGAAUAAAAGAUGUGUCGAGGAAUCUGACCUGAAAGAUUUGAUUUACUUACAAGCUGUGAUUAAAGAAACAAUGCGUUUAUAUCCGGCUGUUCCACUCUCUGUACCUCACGAAGCUAUGGAAAAUUGCAUCAUUGACAAUUACCACAUUCAAAAGGGGACCCGUCUAAUAACAAACUUUGUGAAGAUCCAUCGCGAUCCAAAGGUGUGGACAAAACCUGAUGAAUUUAUACCUGAGAGAUUUUUAACUAAUCACAAAGAUGUCGAUGUCAAGGGCAACAAUUUUGAGUUGAUUCCAUUUGGUAGCGGACGAAGAAUGUGUCCAGGGAUAUCUUUGGCCUUAGAAAUUGUUCAAUUGACAUUGGCUACCCUAGUUCAUGGCUUUGAUAUGCGAAGGCUAUCAAAUGAACCAAUCGAUUUGACUGAAAGUUGUGGAUUGACUAAUUUCAAAGCCACUCCACUUCAAGCCCUACUUAUACCUCGCCUAGAGUCAAAUUUAUAUGGUUGAACAAAAACUUUUGUCCUUUUAUGGAUGUAUCUAUCACAUCGUUAGUGUGUAAUAUAAAUCAAAUUUAUAUGGUUGAAUAAAAACUUUUUAGUCCUUUUAUGGAUGUAUCUAUCA